Messenger RNA from Naegleria gruberi, 858 nucleotides. RefSeq lists its product as uncharacterized. The transcript has a single exon. Gene Ontology annotation, molecular function: heat shock protein binding; ATP binding; ATP-dependent protein folding chaperone. The coding region runs from base 1 to 858 and encodes 285 amino acids. Gene Ontology annotation, biological process: protein refolding; cellular response to unfolded protein. The record is from RefSeq and is a predicted model, not a curated record. NCBI's taxonomy places the organism in Eukaryota, Heterolobosea, Eutetramitea, Acrasida, Naegleriidae. Gene Ontology annotation, cellular component: cytoplasm.
AUGGAUGGACCACAGUGCAAUACCAAGUUGAUGGUUUUUGUGGGUUUUUGGAUUGUGUUGAUGGUGAUUACUGUUUGUUGCUAUGCAGAAAACGAAAGCGAUGGAACCUAUGCUGAAAUUGGACUUUCGAUUGGAAAUACGAAUUGGAGAGCUGCUGUUAUGGUAAAUGGCAGUUUGGAAUGGAUUGUGGAUAGGAAUGGAAAUGUAGAUCAUCCCUCUUUUGAAAAUAUAAACAAGAUUAUUGUGAGCAAUUAUAAAAUAAUUAAAAGCAGAGAUGGUUAUUUAUUGGAAUCGAAUAACAACAUUUUUGAAAGAAAUGGAACAGUUUAUUGUAAAGUUAAAUUAGAUGAUGGAAUUGAAAAGGAAAUGACACCAGAGGAAAUUUAUUCGGAUAUUCUACAUGAUGUGAAAGAACUUGCUUUCCAAUAUUUGAAACGAAACAUUACACAUAUUUUCCUUUCAGUACCAGCAUAUUUUAAACAAACUCAAGAAGAUUAUAUCAUACGAAACGCAGCUUCAAAACACAAUUUAACAAUUGUAAGAUCUGUUCGAGAUCCAAUCAUGGCUGUACUAGCUCAAGACCAUUUCCAAAAGAUCAAUAACAAUUAUACGAACGAUUCAAACGAUGAAAGAACUUUUUUAGUUGUGGAUUUGGGAAUUAGAUCAUUGGCUUUAAAUAUUGUAAAUGAUGAUUUUGGAUUUUAUGAAAUACUUGCUUCAGAAUCCUAUGGUCAAUUGGGAACUGAAAGAUUUCAUAUGAAACUGAGAGAAUUAUUCGUAAAAGAGUUCAAGAAACAACAUUUAUUGAAUGAACAAUCAAAUAUUUUGGAAAAUCAACAAUUAAUGAAUUAUUAUUAA